UCUGCUCCAGAGGAGACACAUAGGUUUUACAUUUGCAUAGCCCAUUCCCAACUUCCAGAAGUUUCUUUUCCAUGGUCUAUAAAGGCCAGAGAAAAAACUGUAGGAUCAGUCAACAGACAAGCGAACCCAGAGAGUGAGGGCUGAGAGAGAUUGUGCCAAGCUCUGCCAGAAUGAAAAACGAAAACCUUGACAUCAGUAUGAAAACAUUUCAAGGCUUCUAUAGCUGCUCAACAACCAGAAGACAGAAAGGAUGUGGGUAACCAACGUUGUAGUUCUGUGCCUCCUGGCCGUUGCGGCCUCCGGAGAAGACAAGAAGAAGCUGAGCAGCCAUGCCACCACCAUGGCUGACAAGAGCGCCAACCUGGCCUUCAGCCUCUACCACACGGUGGCCAAGGAGAAGGGCCUUGACAACAUCCUGAUAUCCCCUGUGGUGGUGGCCUCCUCCCUGGGCAUGGUGGCCCUCGGGGGCAAGGCAUCCACCGCUUCCCAGGUCAAGUCUGUCCUCAGCGCUGACGCCCUGAAGGACGAGCACCUGCACACAGGCCUGUCAGAGCUCCUGACUGAGGUCAGCGACCCCAAGACCCGGAACGUCACAUGGAAGAUCAGUAACCGCCUCUACGGCCCCAGCUCGGUCACCUUCGCCGACAACUUUGUGAAGAGCAGCAAGAAGCACUACAACUAUGACCACUCGAAGAUCAACCUCAGGGACAAGAGGAGCGCAGUGAACUCCAUCAACGAAUGGGCGUCCAAGUCGACAGACGGCAAGCUGCCUGAGAUCACCAAGGAUGUGCAGAAUGCUGACGGAGCAACGAUCGCCAACGCUAUGUUCUUCAAGCCUCACUGGGAUGAGAAGUUCCAUGAGACGAUGGUAGACAACCGUGGCUUCCUGGUGACCCGUUCAUUCACAGUCUCUGUUCCCAUGAUGCAUCGCACCGGUCUCUAUAAGUUUCAUGAUGACACAGAGAACAGGUUGUUUGUGCUGGACAUGCCACUGGGCCAGAAGCAGUCCAGCCUGGUGUUCAUCAUGCCCUAUCACCUGGAACCCCUUGACAGGCUGGAGAAGCUGCUGACCCGCAAGCAGCUGGAAACCUGGAUGGGCAAGAUGGAGGAGAGGGCCGUGGCCAUCUCUCUGCCCAAAGUCAGCAUGGAGGUUAGCCACAACCUCCAGAAAACUCUUGGUGAACUUGGUCUGACCGACGCUGUGGACAAAACCAAGGCCGAUCUGUCCAACAUCUCCGGCAAGAAGGACCUGUACCUCUCCAACGUGUUCCACGCCUCUUCAAUGGAGUGGGACAUCGAGGGGAACCCCAUCGACACCAGCAUCUUCGGAAGUGAGAAGCUGAGGAACCCCAAGUUGUUCUAUGCUGACCAUCCCUUCAUCUUCCUGGUGAAGGACAACAAGACCAACUCCAUCCUCUUCAUCGGCAGAAUGGUGCGACCCAAAGGAGACAAGAUGCGUGAUGAGUUGUAAUAGUUAAUGGACAGUUUGAGAGAUACGGUUACUGAUUGAAUCAUGCCAGGAAAUAGUAUGUGUAUUAUGGUUUGACUGUUACCCCAAGAACACAUUCCAAUAGGGCAUCUGUGGACUGAAUAUCUAGACCUACUAUUGUAUCAGACACAUUAAGCACACCCAGGGAACAGGAGUCUAUUAUGGUAUGACUGUUACCCCAAGAACACAUUCCAAUAGGGCAUCUGUGGACUGAAUAUCUAGACCUACUAUUGUAUCAGACACAUUAAGCACACCCAGGGAACAGGAGUCUAUACGUUCAAAUAAAUGCUGUUUGGCCUUUACAAUACAUAAUCAAUAACAUUGUCAGUCUGCAUUUCAAUACAUUUCAGGAAAAAUCUGAACACCACAAGUGCCCUUUUAGAGUACCUGAACAUUGAAUAGCAGACGACCUGACAGCAUGCUUAUAUUAAGUAUGAUCUCUCUGAUUUUUGCCUUCCAUAAAAUCAGACAUUUUCCACCAUUCUUUUCACCAGUAUAGGUUUGGCUUCUCGCUCUUAUUGGGUUUGUGAUAUGUGUGAUUAGUUGCAUUAUCUUUAAUGUUUAAAGAGAAAAAGUUUGUUGCACAAGUGGACUACAAGCUAAUUUCAUGUCAUACUAUUUUCCACUUUCCACCCUGCAAAGUUCAUUUCUCAUGCUUUCAGUUGUUUUUGCCUCCCAGCUGCAAUGAAACUGUUCCUCUGCAGUCUUUGAUUUGAUUGAAUUAUCUAUGCCAUUUGCCAACCAAACUGUAUGACUGUUGUAAGCAUUUACCACUAAACCUUGGAAUGUUGCCAUAAUGCAAUGUGGUGUCCUUUUUGACUUUUUUUUCAAUAAAAAGAAACCUACAAUAAAC
Molecule: messenger RNA, 2342 nt
Organism: Oncorhynchus masou masou (cherry salmon)
Lineage: Eukaryota; Metazoa; Chordata; Actinopteri; Salmoniformes; Salmonidae
Product: serpin H1-like
Exons: 6
Coding region: 251-1471 (406 amino acids)
Biological process (GO): collagen fibril organization
Cellular component (GO): endoplasmic reticulum
Molecular function (GO): serine-type endopeptidase inhibitor activity
Source: RefSeq, a predicted model, not a curated record